This is a messenger RNA of Epithele typhae, 765 nucleotides long. RefSeq names its product zf-C3HC4-domain-containing protein. The record is from RefSeq and is a predicted model, not a curated record. The coding region runs from base 1 to 765 and encodes 254 amino acids. The transcript has 3 exons. NCBI's taxonomy places the organism in Eukaryota, Fungi, Basidiomycota, Agaricomycetes, Polyporales, Epitheliaceae.
AUGCAUGAAGAACGACCUGAAGCCGAGGGCGAAGGAGAACGCGAGCGGCCGGAAACAUUGGACCAUGCCCAUGACGACUCAGAGCCUGGCACCAAACGAGAGCAGGAAGAAACCAUCCUGUCCGAGACGGAGACUCAGCCGGACAACAAACAAUGCCGCAUAUGCCUCGAGGGUGCGGACCCAGACUUGGGGAGGCUGAUUCGUCCAUGUCUCUGCAAGGGGUCAAUUAGCUGCGGGUACCACUACCAUUUCGCCCGUACCCGCGUGCUGGGCAUCGCGACCAACCCAGUUGUGAUUGCAGUGGUAUCCUCGCUGAUAUUCACUACCAUCGUCCUCAUCAGCUCCUUCAUCACAACAUUCUUUACUGCCGGGGAGGACGAGGACGGAACAUUCUCCUAUACCAACUGGUAUCCCCUCGAGAUUUUCCGAAGUCUCGUGAGGAUGACGAUCGGCAUCCUGGUCGACGACAACAUGAUUGACGACUCCACGGGGCGCCACCGACGCAGGACGGCGUUCCCUCCUCAGCCUCAGAAACCGCCGGGUUUACUCCUCAGUCUCUUCCGGCGAUUCCUGCUCGGCCUCCCUGUCGUCGGUGCAGGUUCCAUCGCUCACAUGCUCAUUUCCAUACCCUUCCCCUUCCACUGGUUGCGCCUGCGCACCCGUCGUGCUCGUGUCGGACGCGAGUCGAAGGAUUUAAUGGCCCUCAUCAUCCUCGCAGUGGUCUUGGCGGGGGCCGCCAGGCAGGUUCCGCUGUUCUUCAUAUGA